Messenger RNA from Ochlerotatus camptorhynchus, 4714 nucleotides. It is a transcript of the gene REPTOR, whose product is annotated as repressed by TOR. Gene Ontology annotation, biological process: response to unfolded protein; regulation of transcription by RNA polymerase II. NCBI's taxonomy places the organism in Eukaryota, Metazoa, Arthropoda, Insecta, Diptera, Culicidae. The record is from RefSeq and is a predicted model, not a curated record. The transcript has 5 exons. Gene Ontology annotation, cellular component: nucleus. The coding region runs from base 82 to 2376 and encodes 764 amino acids. Gene Ontology annotation, molecular function: RNA polymerase II transcription regulatory region sequence-specific DNA binding; DNA-binding transcription factor activity, RNA polymerase II-specific.
UCCUUUCUUCUUUCUUCUAUUUCAGAUCAUACACCCGACUGAACGAACGGUCAUUGGUAGUGUUCCGUCACAAAUCUGGAUAUGAGCGGCAUCGGAAACGCUCAAGGCUCUAAUGUCGGCUUCUCCACCAUCUCGGAGUUUUAUGAUCAGUCCAGUCUGAGCAGUAGCAACACCAUCAAACUUGAGUCUGCUUCACCCAGUCCGUCCCCGAGCACCGCAUCCAUGAUGGAUGCACUGAGCAACAAUCCGAUCCUGACUACGGCAUCAGUUCCAAUACCAUCGCGCAACAUUCACCAACGAAUGAUCACUGACAUGUCCGAUUACGUCUUCGAAAUUGAACAGUCCCACUCUCCGCAUAUGCUGCAGGACAUCAGCUUCAUUACCACUUCCACCAAUUCCAACCUAAGUGCAUCAACCCCGAUCGAUACGAUAUUUACUCUGCAGAACAUCUCGGAUGGCGGUCUAGUCGCUGAAGGAAUCCAGAUCGGCACAAUCAAUAUGAAUGGUUUCGGGAAUACCGAAAUCUGGAAUACCGACUCGUUUGGACAAAUCGUUUCUCCAUCAUCAACGGUUUCGUCUGCUACAAACAUGAAUGGCCAGCAAGGUCAAUUUCACAUGGACGAGGAUGACAUUUAUCAUCUUGAUAAGGAUGAGCUCAUUAGCGAUGCAACGCUUGGGGAUAUUUUUGCUACCGAUUUGCUGCAUGAAGAUCUUAUGCUGUUAAAUGCUCCUCUGAGUCAACCUUCGCCGAACCUCAGCGGUGACAGUGGCAGUGGCAGUGCAUUUCACUUAUCGCCCAGCCUACCACAGCAAAUUCUGCGUUCCAAUCAUAACUCAAAUGCAAAUAAUAAUAUGCUAAUGACAAUUGGGAACAACAUGCAGCAAACAAAUGACCUACAGGUUCCAAAUAUGUGCGAACUCUACGACGAACAAACUCGAAUUUCUACUUCACCUUAUGCUACCAAUACCAACAUCAACUCGCCAGCAACUUUUUCCCCUGGCAGCCACAGCUCCAGCCCGUCUCUGGGAUACUCUCAGGCGCAAACUCCUCCAUUGCCGAAUAGACUUCAGCAGCAGCUCCAAAUGAAUGCUAUGAAUAACAAUAACCAUCUGAUCAAGAUGGAUACCACAGAGAAGGCAAAUAACCAAAAUGCAACGAACAACAAUAUCAGCAGGAACCAAGGCAACGUCGGUCAAGUGCAGUACAACCCAAAGUAUUCCACAUUGCAACAGCUGCUGAUGAGCAAUACUGCAGAUAGGAGUGGUCUGAUGCUAGGACAAUCGGUGCCAGGAAGUUCCUCCGGGCUAAUGAGUGGAGCCUCCAUUAGCCCAGGCGGAUUUAGCGGACGUAGGAUGAUGCAUCAUAUGCACGCCCAGGCCGGUUCUAGUCAUUCGGGAAUUGGUGGUGCAGGAAGUGGCGGUGGUACGAGCGGUGGCACCAUGUCACGAUUGUCCUCUUCGGCACCGACCCACAUCGGAAUGGACGUAAUGAUGUGGCAGCGACGUGAACCACGGCCGCAUUUACUGUCCACGGGAAGUUUGGCUGAAGCAGGAUCGACCUCGUCUCUCAGCACUGGCAGUAUUCUCAGUCCGGAGGCGCCUGAUUUUUCGCAUGACGAAGGAUAUUCCGACGACAGUGAUCAUUACGAAGACUUUUCCAGUGGCGAUGAGGACUCCGACGUGGAUGAAACGGCACACGCAUCCGGCAGCGCCCCUAGCAGUUCCAAGGCCAAGCGAUACUUCUGGCAGUACAAUGUGCAGGCCAAGGGACCCAAGGGUCAACGCUUGGUCAUCAAAACGCACACGGAAGAUCCGCACGUACUGAACGAGGUCACCGAUCCGGUCUUUAGUCCACACUGCUCUGUGCGCGGCAUCAAGAACCUUCGUUUACAGCACAGUGGCAAGGCACGCAAGGGAGACGGCAAUGACCUAACGCCCAAUCCGAAAAAGCUACACAGCAUCGGCAAGGAACUGGAUAAGCUGGGUCGAGUGAUUAACGAUAUGACUCCGGUCAGUGAGCUUCCGUUCAAUGCACGACCGAAAACACGAAAAGAGAAAAACAAGCUGGCCUCGAGGGCUUGUCGCUUGAAGAAGAAAGCCCAACAUGAAGCCAAUAAGAUCAAGUUAUAUGGCUUGGAAACUGAACAUAAGCGUUUAAUGAAUGGCAUCAAGCAGCUGAAGCAUAUUCUGGUGAAUAAAUGCAGUCAGGUACCCACGGAACCAACGGAGGAUCAAAAUCAAAAAAUGGAAACCCUGGUUAAAGCAGCAUCAAAGUUGAAGAUUGCCGGUAAUUCAACGGAGUUUGUCAACCGAAUUCUGGAAGUCAUAAGGUCUGGUAAUAGCGUCAAUAUCGACAAAGUGCUGGAAGAAUUCUAAGUUCGCCUUAAAGGGUAAUGACGAGUAACGGGAGUAACGAUUUGAAUGAUGAGACUGUAAGAUAAUACUAGAUGUUAAGGCAAGAGAUCAUUUAUAAAUUUAUAAUCACUAGAGUACACACACAGCAACGCAGAACAUGUGCACAUUAUUUAUCUCCCUCUUUUUGUAAAACGCAAUGGAGCACAAUACGGGCAUCAGCUGGAGCCAUGCAGUGUUCCAUCCAAAACAAGUGAUGUGUCUAAUAUCAGGGAACGAGGAUGCAUUAUUUUGAAACGAUCUAGCGUGACCCAGAGUCAGUUAAACUGGCUGAAUUGAAGUUGAAGUGAUAUCUGAUAGCGGUUCAACCGGGUGAUAAGUACAUGAAAUGUGGUAGAAUCGAGCUCAGGAUUAUUCUGCGCGUUCGAUGAUAAAGCGAAAAGACAGACGAACAGUGCUCCUUACGUUUUGUUGAGAUUAAAUGCUCGAAAAUAUUGAAAGUUUAUAACGUUAUGAAACAACAUAAUCUACUGUAUCGGAUGCACGAUUGAGUUGUGGAUUUGGAUCCGGUGACCUAAUGGAUCUGCAUCCAGCAACUCUCCUUAUAUGGAAUAAUGAUUGAUAAACUGCUGAUGGUAACAUAUGUACCUUAUAUAUAUAUAUUCAUAUUAUGAAGUAUGAUUAAGUAUCAAGUUUGUAUAAUUAUGACGAUAAGAGGAUAUAUUUUAUUCUAACCCGAGUGAUAAGUUUAAGCACAGUUGGUCCGAGUGUUAUAGAGUUGGCGUAUAAUUGCAACUAUUGAUAUUCACAUUUUUUACUUCUUCUGUUAAAAAAAAUCUGACGCAUAUUUUUGAAAAUUUACCAUAGGUUAGUAGUUUUUAAAAUUUCAUUUGCUUCAAAAAAGUGAAAAUGAUGCGUUUUGUUCUGUAAAUUACAGAGAGCUAAUAUAAGCAGUGAAUCAAUUAUUUCUUAACUGGAGUGUUGGAAGGGCGAAGGACAGUUUUCACUUUUUUGGAAAUAGCGUUUUUGGCUAGUAGUAAGCUGUUUCGUGUGCAGUGAUAUCUAACGGUUUCGGGGUUUGGAAAUUAUGAAAGAAGAAGCAUACGUUUUUCACUAAUUUGGCACAAAUACACCUCUUCCAAAGUAGCGAUUAACAGUUCCACCUUGCAUUUACGAUGUCAUGCUGCUGAAACACAUUGCUCACUUCCAAAAUCCGUAAACAAGUUUAUGCAGUAGUUUUGUUCAUGUUUCCAUUUUUUUAAUUUGUUCUUUUAAAACAACAUCUGUGAUUAUCUUUGUUAGUGGGUGUCUUUUUGUUUUUUCCUGUUUAUAGCAGUAGCAGUUAGUUUCGUAAAAUGAUUGCAUAUUUUUAAGACUAGAGUUACAAAAUUCAAAAACGUUACUUGGCUCUAUUUAGAAUGAACGGCAAAGCAUAGUAGAUGGUUCCUAAAUGUUAUCCGAUUCGCUUCUAUUUCGACUAUCAAACAGUUAUUCAUAGCAGUUUAUGCUACGAUUUUUAUGUUUCAUUCACUGAGCUGGCCUCGUAUAAACAUAGACCCGCAUUUUACACUGUAUUUCGAUCAAUUGUAGCAUACCGAAUAACCCCCUCCCCACUCUCCACUUAUUCCUUUAAGUAAAGCCAAACGAGAUCACAGCGGUGAAGAAAACAUUUCGCAUGGACUGAAUGAAACAAGAGAACAUUAAAUACUUUUUUACGAGAAUCAAAUAUUGUAGGUACCUGUAUGCAGACAACAAGUAACAAAACAGAUUGUUAGCAAUCUGUCACUAGAUUUAGAGUACGCUGGAAUAGGAAUCUGGUCGAUAAUACUACCUCAUAAAAUUGACAAAGUAACGAUAGCACGGUAGAGAAGGUACCAAAAGUAAGACGUAAAACUCACUUGAAAAGUCAAACCAAUAGUUUUGAUCAGGCUGGACAGCGCAACGAUUCGUUCCGGUGAACAGAAUACGAGUAUGUAGAUGCCAUAAUAAUGAAUGUGACGUUAUGAACGCACCGAAACAAGACUUGAAGUGUGACACAAACCUUGAACCGUUUCCUGUUUGGAAAACAUGCAGUUCAACGUGAACUACAACUACAUUAUAUGCAGUGGUUUGACCUCUGAACGUAUCGAUGGACCUUAAACAUACAAUUAAUAUCUCGUCUAAAACAACCAAUACAUAGUUGUAUUCUUAACCUUUGCAGCCAAUUGAAAUCUUUCUGGUGAAUAAAUAUUAACAUGGUUCAGUCAUCUUUUCCGAAACGAAAGCUUGUAUAUUUCAUACAAGAAACGAAAUCUGUAAUAGCUGUGCUUAUGUUAAUUAAGAUCAGUCACAUAUUUGAAAUAAACAGUCGAGAAAACCUGAA